AUGGCCGGUGGUGCUGUCAUCAUGGCCGGCGGCAACACUUCACGUGUGGAGGCGCCAGUCACCUUCAAGGCGUACCUCAUGUGUGCCUUUGCGGCCUUCGGUGGUAUCUUCUUCGGAUACGACUCUGGCUACAUCAACGGUGUCACCUCAAUGAAUUACUUCAUUAAAACUUUCCAGCACCUGGACCCCAACGUCGUCAAGGGCAGUGCCUUUGUUAUUUCGGCGUCGCACAAGUCCCUGAUUGUCUCCAUCCUGUCUGCUGGAACUUUCUUCGGUGCUCUGAUCGCUGGUGACCUGGCUGACUGGUUCGGUCGCCGCACUACCAUCAUCGCUGGCUGCAUUAUUUUCACCAUCGGUGUUAUCCUUCAGACUGCCUCCAGCAGUCUGGGUCUUCUGGUUGCUGGUCGCCUGAUUGCUGGUUUCGGUAUGGGCUUUGUCUCUGCCAUCAUCAUCCUGUAUAUGUCUGAGAUUGCACCCCGCAAGGUUCGUGGUGCCUUGGUGUCUGGUUACCAGUUUUGUGUCACCAUCGGUUUGAUGCUGGCGUCCUGCGUCGACUAUGGCACUCAGAAUUACAACACCUCGGCCUCGUACCGUAUCCCCAUUGCCCUGCAGAUGCUUUGGGCCCUGAUCCUGGGUGUUGGUCUGCUCUUCCUGCCCGAGUCACCUCGUUACUUCAUCCGCAAGGGUGACAAGGUCAAGGCUCGUACCGUCCUCGCCCGAAUCCGCGGCCAGCCCGAGGACUCGCACUUUGUCGACGAUGAGCUCACCGAGAUUGAAGCCAACCACCUGUAUGAGCUUCAGGUAAUCCCCGAGAGUGGUUACUUCGCAAGCUGGCUCAACUGCUUCCGUGGCAACAUCUUCCACCCCAACAGCAACAUUCGUCGCACCAUCUUGGGCACCUCGCUCCAGAUGAUGCAGCAAUGGACCGGUGUCAACUUCAUCUUCUAUUUCGGAACUAGCUUCUUCACUACACUUUUCCAGAAGGAACAAGGUGCCGUCACCAACCCGUUCUUGCUGAGCAUGAUCACCACCAUCGUCAAUGUCCUUUCCACCCCCUUCUCCUUCUACGCAAUCGAGAAGAUCGGUCGUCGUCCUCUGCUGCUGUGGGGUGCUCUGGGCAUGGUCAUCUGCCAGUUCAUCGUCGCCAUCAUUGGUGUGACUGACGGUAACAACCCCCAUGCUCUUUCGGCCAUGGUUGCAUUCAUCUGCAUCUACAUCUUCUUCUUUGCCAGCACUUGGGGCCCCGGUGCCUGGGUUGUCAUCGGCGAGAUCUAUCCUCUGCCCAUUCGCUCCCGUGGUGUUGCCCUUUCCACCGCGUCCAACUGGUUGUGGAACUGCAUCAUCGCUGUCAUUACACCUUACAUGGUCGACGCCGACAAGGGCAACCUUGGUUCCAAGGUCUUCUUCAUCUGGGGUUCGCUUUGCGCUUGCGCCUUUGUUUACACCUAUUUCCUCAUCCCUGAGACCAAGGGCCUGACCCUCGAACAAGUUGACAAAAUGAUGGAGGAGACUACUCCGCGCACCUCCGCCAAGUGGACUCCCCACUCCACCUUUGCCGCUGAGAUGGGUCUGGAAGAGAAGAGCAAGGGUGGUGAAGACGUUCCUCAGGUCACCCAGCAGGAGGUUUAG
Molecule: messenger RNA, 1629 nt
Organism: Penicillium lagena
Lineage: Eukaryota; Fungi; Ascomycota; Eurotiomycetes; Eurotiales; Aspergillaceae
Product: sugar porter family MFS transporter
Exons: 4
Coding region: 1-1629 (542 amino acids)
Biological process (GO): transmembrane transport; carbohydrate transport
Cellular component (GO): membrane
Molecular function (GO): carbohydrate:proton symporter activity
Source: RefSeq, a predicted model, not a curated record